CUGUGGGCGGGACCCCCGUCCGCUUUGCUUGCUGCCCAGUGGUGGUCGGAGGCAGCAGAUCGAGGAGCCAUCAUGGCAGCGGCGUUCCGCAGAGGCUGCAGGGUCCUGAGAAGUGUUUCUCAUUUUGAGUGUCGAACACAACACACGAAAGCAGCUCUCAAGCAGGAGCCCGGAUUAGGGUUUAGUUUUGAGUUGACGGAACAGCAGAAAGAGUUUCAAGCAACUGCCCGGAAGUUUGCCAGAGAGGAGAUAAUCCCCGUCGCCCCGGAAUAUGACAAGAGUGGUGAAUACCCAUUCCCUCUCAUCAAAAGAGCCUGGGAACUUGGCUUGAUCAACACACACAUUCCAGAAAGUUGCGGUGGCCUUGGCCUGGGAACGUUCGAUGCUUGUUUAAUUACCGAAGAGUUGGCGUAUGGGUGUACAGGGGUGCAAACUGCUAUUGAAGCAAAUUCUUUGGGGCAAAUGCCUGUGAUUAUUGCUGGAAAUGAUCAACAAAAAAAGAAGUAUUUGGGGAGGAUGACCGAGCAGCCGAUGAUGUGUGCCUACUGCGUGACAGAGCCCUCCGCAGGUUCUGAUGUGGCAGGCAUUAAGACCAAAGCCGAGAAGAAGGGUGACGAAUAUGUAAUCAACGGCCAGAAGAUGUGGAUAACCAACGGGGGAAAGGCCAACUGGUAUUUCUUGUUGGCGCGUUCUAACCCAGACCCUAAAGUACCUGCUAGUAAAGCCUUUACCGGGUUCAUUGUGGAAGCUGACACCCCGGGAAUACAUAUUGGAAAAAAGGUAAACAGCGGGUUCCUUACAGUUAACCUCCAUACGUACGAUUCCAACUGUAAAUGGCAAGAAAUAAGCAAAAUAUUAACAAGCCACAGAAGAGGAAUGGAGUCUGAGCAACUACAGAAGCUCAGAAAAUUCUUCAUGCGCUGGUACAGCUGUCACCAAGGAGUUUCAUUUCUGCUCGCAGAAAUGGCGAUGAAAGUUGAACUCGCUAGGCUCAGUUACCAGAGGGCAGCCUGGGAGGUUGACUCCGGCCGCCGGAACACUUACUAUGCCUCGAUUGCAAAGGCCUUUGCUGGAGACAUUGCCAAUCAGCUAGCUACCGACGCUGUGCAGAUUUUCGGAGGCUAUGGAUUCAACACAGAGUACCCUGUGGAGAAGCUGAUGAGGGACGCCAAGAUCUAUCAGAUUUAUGAAGGUACUGCACAAAUUCAGAGGCUGAUCAUAGCUCGUGAGCACAUUGAAAAGUAUAAAAAUUAACAGAAAUUACUAUUGAACGAUGCAUCACUCUCAUGUAACUAAGCUCAAAACACUGUUGCUGCUUCAGGGGAAAAGGGCUUUACUGUCUUCCAAGGAAAUGAGAUAAAAGACAAGUGUAUGGAUCUGUACAGUGGAUUCCCAUGGCAGAGGUACCUCUCUUCAGUUCCAUGGUGACCCUUUCUAGAUAGGUUUGGUUUUUGGACAAUGAUUGGUCCUUAGCCCUGAAUUGUGUUAGUUUGCUCUUUGAUCACUUAAAAUGGAAAAACACCCUGGACUUUCAAUGUUCAUUCAAGUGACAAGAAAGGUGGCUUGUCAAGGAAGAACUCAGGAUUCUAACAUAAACACUGAGAAAUGUGGUAGAUUGGACCCGUCAGACUGUGAUGUAGCGGAAUUUCUGUGCUGAACUGUUAAUUUUAUAAUUUUGAUUAUAUUUGCUUUGUUUUGCACAAAAGAGUAAAAAGUUUAUAUUCAUAUUCUCCCAUUAUAAAACUAAAAUUUUUCUGGGAAUCUUAAUACUGAACCAGAAUUUUAUUUGUCUUGUUUAAAAUAAUUCAAUAAAGCUAACCUUAACUUA
This is a messenger RNA of Mus pahari (shrew mouse), 1828 nucleotides long. RefSeq names its product acyl-CoA dehydrogenase medium chain (gene Acadm). The record is from RefSeq and is a predicted model, not a curated record. NCBI's taxonomy places the organism in Eukaryota, Metazoa, Chordata, Mammalia, Rodentia, Muridae. The coding region runs from base 73 to 1254 and encodes 393 amino acids. Gene Ontology annotation, molecular function: flavin adenine dinucleotide binding; medium-chain fatty acyl-CoA dehydrogenase activity. Gene Ontology annotation, biological process: medium-chain fatty acid catabolic process; fatty acid beta-oxidation. Gene Ontology annotation, cellular component: mitochondrion. The transcript has 11 exons.